CGCAUUUUCGCUGCGCUCGACUUUUGCGCUGGUAUGCGUGUCUGCUGUUUUCUGUUUAAUUCGCCUUUUUGCUCGGAUUCCGCAGCGAAAACGUCAAAUUUUUAGUAGCACGAAAUUCGUGGCGAGAAGAACGCUGAAAUCGAAAAAACGCGCGCCACAAAUUAAAGUUAAAAGUGGAAAACAAUAAGAGUAAAACCUUUGAAUUUGCCGCUGUCAACGCGCUGCCUGCGUCGCUGCCCCCCGCUGCGCUGACGCUGCUGCGAAUUUAGUUUCAAUCGAGAUUCACUCGCUGUGUGUUCGAGUUCUCUGCUCUUCGCUCUUCGCUUCGCCUUUGAUACCCGAGUUUGCACUAAAUAACGCAGGGAAAAAACGCUGAAUAAAACGCGAAAAACAAAAGAAAAACGAAGAGAAAGAAGCAAAAGUAAAGCACCUCGAAAACACCGCAGAAAAGGCGAAAAAAAACGACGAAACUAAGCCAAGAAGGCAAAAACGAAAUCAAACGUCACUUUAAUUUUGUUCUGUGCCCCUGUGUGUGUGUGUGUGUAUUUGUGUGCGCGCGCGCUCGUUUGUGUAUGUGUGUCAGUGCCCGUGCGUGUGUGUAUCAGUAACUGCUGCGCUGCAGUCGACAGCGCGGCGACUGCGACGCCUUUAGCGCUGCAGAAGUUUUCGACAGCAGAAAACAGAAAUAACAAAAGGAAGUGGCUGAGCAAAAGAAGGUCAACAGUUGAAAACCCAAAUCAACCCAAAAUCAAAAAUCCAAAAAACCCACCGACCGACCGACCGCCCAGCCACCCACACUUUCUUCGCUGCUCUCGGCGACCGCGACAGCGGUAGCGGCGUCGACGUCCAGCGCCUUUCGCUUCUCCCGUUCUUCGCAUCGCAUCGCCUCGCAUUUCUUCACUUCACCUCGAUUCAACAGCGCUUUUCCGCUCCGCAAUCUCAUCGAGCAUGUUGAUCAACCGCGGCUCCCUACUCGAAGGCAUGAAACAACUGAUCGGCAAGCUGAACGACCUGUGGCCCGAGCACAGUGUUGCACUGUCCAUUCCAAAGGAGGUCGAUAGGAGCAAGGAGAAGCUGGAGGGCGCCUGGGAGACGACAGGUCGCGAUGGUUCUAAAAUCACAACAGUUGUUGCAACACCCGGCCAAGGCACCGAUCGCGUACAAGAGGUCUCCUAUACAGACACAAAGGUCAUCGGCAAUGGCAGCUUCGGCGUCGUGUUCCAGGCAAAGCUCUGCGAUACCGGCGAACUGGUGGCAAUCAAAAAAGUUUUACAAGACAGACGAUUUAAGAAUCGCGAAUUGCAAAUAAUGCGCAAAUUGGAGCAUUGUAAUAUUGUGAAGCUUUUGUACUUUUUCUAUUCGAGUGGUGAAAAGCGUGAUGAAGUAUUUUUGAAUUUAGUCCUCGAAUAUAUACCAGAAACCGUAUACAAAGUGGCUCGCCAAUAUGCCAAAACCAAGCAAACGAUACCAAUCAACUUUAUUCGGCUCUACAUGUAUCAACUGUUCAGAAGUUUGGCCUACAUCCACUCGCUGGGCAUUUGCCAUCGUGAUAUCAAGCCGCAGAAUCUUCUGCUCGAUCCGGAGACGGCUGUGCUGAAGCUCUGUGACUUUGGCAGCGCCAAACAGCUGCUGCACGGCGAGCCGAAUGUAUCGUAUAUCUGCUCCCGGUAUUACCGCGCCCCCGAGCUCAUCUUUGGCGCCAUCAAUUAUACAACAAAGAUCGAUGUCUGGAGUGCCGGUUGCGUUUUGGCCGAACUGCUGCUGGGCCAGCCCAUCUUCCCUGGCGAUUCCGGUGUGGAUCAGCUCGUCGAGGUCAUCAAGGUCCUGGGCACACCGACAAGAGAACAGAUACGCGAAAUGAAUCCAAACUACACGGAAUUCAAGUUCCCUCAGAUUAAGAGUCAUCCAUGGCAGAAAGUUUUCCGUAUACGCACUCCUACAGAAGCUAUCAACUUGGUGUCCCUGCUGCUCGAGUAUACGCCCAGUGCCAGGAUCACACCGCUCAAGGCCUGCGCACAUCCGUUCUUCGAUGAGCUACGCAUGGAGGGUAAUCACACCUUGCCCAACGGUCGCGAUAUGCCGCCGCUGUUCAACUUCACAGAGCAUGAGCUCUCAAUACAGCCCAGCCUAGUGCCGCAGUUGUUGCCCAAGCAUCUGCAGAACGCAUCCGGACCUGGCGGCAAUCGACCCUCGGCCGGCGGAGCAGCCUCCAUUGCGGCCAGCGGCUCCACCAGCGUCUCGUCAACGGGCAGUGGUGCCUCGGUGGAAGGAUCCGCCCAGCCACAGUCGCAGGGUACAGCAGCAGCUGCGGGAUCCGGAUCGGGCGGAGCAACAGCAGGAACCGGCGGAGCGAGUGCCGGUGGACCCGGAUCUGGUAACAACAGUAGCAGCGGCGGAGCAUCGGGAGCGCCGUCCGCUGUGGCUGCCGGAGGAGCCAAUGCCGCCGUCGCUGGCGGUGCUGGUGGUGGUGGCGGAGCCGGUGCGGCGACCGCAGCUGCAACAGCAACUGGCGCUAUAGGCGCGACUAAUGCCGGCGGCGCCAAUGUAACAGGCUCGCAAUCGAACAGCGCCCUCAAUAGCAGCGGAAGUGGCGGAAGCGGAAACGGAGAGGCAGCCGGCUCGGGUUCCGGAUCCGGAUCGGGCUCAGGAGGCGGGAACGGCGGGGAUAACGAUGCUGGCGACAGUGGAGCAAUCGCAUCUGGAGGCGGAGCAGCAGAAACCGAGGCAGCGGCGUCGGGUUAGCGCGAGCGAGUAGCUCUUUAAAUGUAAUGUUAUUAGCAGGUUUUUCGCUCGGCCCGGGGAUUCAGUUAACCCAUGUCGGCCAAGAGCGAGAUGACAACACCACACACCACACACACACAUACACACACGCAGCUACACUCGAAAUAUGAAAGAGAUGUCGGAUGUCCCAGCAGAAGCUAUGAGUAAAUGAAAUGAGACAAAGGAAUUCACUACACAAAACGCCCAGUAUCCUUACACCCCCACACAACAAUAAACCCAUCCACACACACACACACACACUAACACAAACACACACACACACACAUGUAUGUAUGUAUAUCUAGCUAUAUGCAUUGGGCGCAAGCAAAUAUUUAGCAUAAAAUCGAAAUAAAACCAAAAAUCCACUUUAAACUAUGCAUAAAUAAUUAAAAUAAUUAUCUGUACUAUUAAAGAGAAAGAGAAAUCCCCGAAGGAAUGUUGAGAAAUAAUCGGAAAACCCCUCGCCCGCGUCCCAAACCUUCAAUAUAGUAAAUAACACUUAACAACCAGAUCGCGGAACGUAAUAUAAAUUAAGUCAAAAAAAAAAACAAAAAGCAGAAGCAACUUGAAUGAAAUACUUAGUGAAAUAAAUCAAAAUUUUUGCCCAUUUAACGUUUAUAUAUAUGCGCGGUUAUACAAAUAUAUAUAACGAUCACAGCAGUUAGCAAUCCAUAGUAAAAGUAAACAAUUAAAGGCGGCAAGUAAGAGGAACUAGCAAAAGGGCGGAUACAACAUAAACUAAACUCGCGCAAGUGCAUCUAUAUAAAUACGAUAUAGAUAUUAUAUAAACAUAGAUAUAUAUAUAUAUAUAUAUAUAUAUAUAUACAUAUAUAUAUAUAUAUACGAGAUAUUAACAAGAGUAGUAAUCUCAGUAGCAACCCCCGGAACCACUCACCCCCCUUUCCAAUCCUUGAACCGGAAACUCCCCAAAUAACGUGAAAAAAAAAAGAAAGAAAAGCAACUUUCCACGCAUAGCAACAUUUUCCGUGGCCUGUUCUUAAGUAACGUAUAGCAUGUACGAUUAUCUAAGAAAGCGAUCGUCAAAAUGCAAUAUACACUAAACACACUAUACAUAAAUACAAGAAAUAUAACAAAUUGAGCAACAAGUAAGUGAAUGUAUGAAUGAGUAAAUCGCUUUUAGCGCGCGACGCCACCCAUUAACUUAAAAAAAAACAAAAAACAAUGCAAAUAAUGAGAUAAUGAGAUGAUAGUGGAGCCACAAUCUUGAUAUAUGUAAAAGUAAUCGACAAAAGGACAUUUAGCUGCAAUUGAAAAUUUAAACUAAUUUAAUACAAAUUGAAGUAAAAUACAAUGAAACCGAUGAUGGUUUUAGUACGUAAGGCCUUAGAUCGAUCAACCGAAAACUUCUGCGCAACUAUAGUAUUGGUUCCAAUCUAUCUACUAUAUAUACCUAUGACAACCACCCCAGUUAAACUGCUUAGAUCUCGUUUUAAAAAUUUAUGUCUGCGAUUAUGUAUGUCCCAGCACUUUAACCCAUUUACAAACCACUAAGUAAGCAAAGCGAAAAUGAUAGCAAAAAGGCAAAAAGGCAAAGGGCAAAGGGCAAAAGCAAAAGCAAAACCAAGUCUAUUUGUAUGUAUUUCCAUAGAAAUCCUUAUAUAUUGUACGAGAACAUAUUUUUUUUUUUUACUAACUAAAUGAUACAUUUAUACAAUUAAUGAACGUUGAGUUUUGUGGCAUCAAAACUAAUUAAAUUUAACUAUAUACAUAUAUGUACACACACCCACACAAGAACACAUUCGAGCAUUCAGACAUACUCACACGCACAUACGUCUAUAAUUUCAAAUAAAUUAGAAAGAAAAAGAAACCGAAGAUUUCCAAACUAAGACCCAAACAUUUUAGUAAUAAUCUAAGUAAACAGCAGACAAGUUAUAUAAAUCUUUAAACACACCCACACACACACACACACCGUUUAUUUGUAUUUGAAAAUGUCAACAGAUGAAAAAUGACAGCCCAAAUCAAUAUAUAUUCAAACAUAUAUAUGCAUAGAAAAAACCAACUUAUAUAUGAUGAACAACUUCAGCGUUUCGCUUUAAUUAUGAGGCAACAACCUCAUGAGAAAUUCAAACCAAACAUUAACUUAAUUAACAAAUAAACACAAAACUAAACUAAACAAUAACAACAGGAAACCCCCAAAUUCGAAGAGGAAAUGAAAAUGAACACGAGACAAAUGCGUAAAGAAAACAUUAAUUUAAAAACAAUAAAAAUUACAAACAAAAAUAU
Molecule: messenger RNA, 5004 nt
Organism: Drosophila melanogaster (fruit fly)
Lineage: Eukaryota; Metazoa; Arthropoda; Insecta; Diptera; Drosophilidae
Gene: sgg
Product: shaggy
Exons: 10
Coding region: 949-2742 (597 amino acids)
Biological process (GO): gamete generation
Cellular component (GO): centrosome; nucleus; synapse
Molecular function (GO): transferase activity; protein serine/threonine kinase activity; kinase activity
Source: RefSeq, marked reviewed